Molecule: messenger RNA, 1511 nt
Organism: Hypomesus transpacificus
Lineage: Eukaryota; Metazoa; Chordata; Actinopteri; Osmeriformes; Osmeridae
Gene: mcur1
Product: mitochondrial calcium uniporter regulator 1
Exons: 9
Coding region: 111-1028 (305 amino acids)
Biological process (GO): calcium import into the mitochondrion; positive regulation of mitochondrial calcium ion concentration
Cellular component (GO): mitochondrion; mitochondrial inner membrane
Source: RefSeq, a predicted model, not a curated record
AGUUUUCGUAAGUGUAACCGAAAGGCAUAAUCAAGAAAUGUUGCCAUUGAGACUUACUGUUGUCUGCUGUAAGAGGAAACACUAGUAAUAGCGCAAGUUAGAAUUUUGACAUGUCACUGAAACACAGAUUUGGGUUAAACUCGCGGAUAUAUACAAAAUAUGCAUUGUAUUCGGAGCAUCAACGCAUAUGUAGAAAAAAUAUAACUUCACCUGCACUUCCAUCCAAAACGUUCAGGACAGCUCCUGAAGUUGUAGCUAGCUUACGACAUGAUCCUGCCUUCAUCGCCUUCAAACAACAUUGGAAGUUAAAAGUAAUCACACGAUUGACAGCAAAUAAGUGUUUCCCGAAGAUCCCGUUUUCAAGAGGAAUGACCACAUCGAUCAAUACCCUGCAGUACGAUUUGAAAACGGACAUGACAAAGUCUGGUAGCCGAAAACUAUUUUUUGAUACCCAUGCAGUUGUUCGACUUCUUGAAGACAAUGGCUUUAGCCCCCAGCAAGCUGAGGUUAUAAUGAAAGUCCUGGUGAGGACAACGAACUCCAACAUGGAUACAAUCUAUAAUGAUAUAGUUACCAAAGUGCAGCAGGAGAUUCUGUUGCAGAGGGUGAUGUCUCAAAUUGCAUCUGUAAAAAAAGACAUGAUCAUUCUUGAGAAAAGUGAGUUUUCUACUUUGUUGGCAGAGAAUGAGAAAGUUAAGACAGAACUAUUGCAUCUGAAAGUUCAAUUGUCUGACAUGAUGAAUAAAGUACGUUUAGACAACAUCUUGAAUAUGCAUUUGGAGAAGAGCAGAAUUAAAGAAAUGAAAGCAGAGCAUGACAAAAGGCUUCUGGAGACCCAAACUAAUAUCAUGGAAAUGAAUGCAGAGCAAGAUCGCCAUUUGACUCAAAGCAACAUGAAAAUCGACACAGAAGUGGCAGGAUUAAAAACCAUGUUGGUAUCUCACAAACUUGACACAAUCAAAUACCUUGCAGGUUCAGUUUUCACCUGUCUUACAGUGGUUCUUGGAUUUUAUCGACUUUGGAUGUGAUUCUGCAUGUUGGGCAUGUGACUGCUACAGCCAUUUAGCUGGAAAAAAAUCUUUGUACAUAAUAAUAUUUUGUUAAAUUGAACUUACUGUAAGUCGCUCUGGAUAAGAGCGUCUGCUAAAUGACUAAAUGUAAUGUAAAUGUGAGGAAAAAGUAUUGAAUGUAUCAUUGUGUUUUUCUGAGGUGGUUUGGCUUUUUAGUUUUAUGACUGUAAAAACUGUAACAGUAUCACAUAAAUUUAAAAAAGACACAACCAAGAGCAUACAACAUGUUCAAAGCUAAGAUUGAAAUGUUUCAACAGAUUAAAUUAUGAGAACAAUAACUGUUCUUACCUGCAACAGAAAUAAAACCUUUUAAAAAAUCAAAAAGGUUUUGAGUCUGUAACUUUAUUUUCAUCCAUUUCAAUGGACCAUUGAAAUGGAUGAAAUAAGUGUAAACUUAACAGAAUAAACAUUGUCUUAAUACUUUCUUAAUAUACAUUCUUA